Molecule: messenger RNA, 4341 nt
Organism: Vicia villosa (hairy vetch)
Lineage: Eukaryota; Viridiplantae; Streptophyta; Magnoliopsida; Fabales; Fabaceae
Product: phospholipid-transporting ATPase 2-like
Exons: 21
Coding region: 285-3860 (1191 amino acids)
Biological process (GO): phospholipid translocation
Cellular component (GO): plasma membrane
Molecular function (GO): magnesium ion binding; ATP hydrolysis activity; ATPase-coupled intramembrane lipid carrier activity
Source: RefSeq, a predicted model, not a curated record
UAGAGAGUUACGCUCAUCUUAUAAAAUAAAAAAGUUGGACUAAUCGGCGAAGACCGAAUACAAAUAAGAGGGUCCGAAUAGCACCGAGGGUUUUACACGGUUCUAAAAAUACUGAAAAUUCACCAUCAUUCCACACGCAACUGAUAACGAUCCAUUCAUAAUUCGAAGAACCAGAUCCAAGGAUAUGCCUGUUUGAGAUUUUUUAAAAAUUGUUCUAUUUGAGCAUUGCAAUGGAGGUGUAGAGGAUAUCUAUCUAUCCACAAUUAGAUGCUCAGAAUUCGACAAUGAAGCGUUAUGUUUACAUCGAUGAUGAUGAGUCAUCUCAUGAUCUUUACUGUGAUAAUCGAAUAUCAAAUAGAAAAUAUACUUUAUUGAACUUUCUUCCAAAAAAUUUAUGGGAACAAUUCAGCCGGUUCAUGAAUCAGUACUUUUUGCUGAUAGCUUGCUUGCAGUUAUGGCCUCUCAUUACUCCAGUAAAUCCUGCCAGUACAUGGGGUCCACUUAUCUUUAUUUUUGCAGUCUCUGCAUCAAAAGAGGCAUGGGAUGAUUACAAUAGAUAUCUUUCAGACAAAAAGGCAAAUCAGAAGGAAGUAUGGGUUGUUAGGAAAGGUGUCAAGAAACUUAUUCAAGCCCAGGAUAUUCAUGUAGGUAAUAUAAUAUGGCUACGUGAAAAUGAUGAAGUGCCUUGUGACCUUGUUUUGAUUGGCACGUCUGAUCCCCAAGGAGUUUGCUAUAUAGAGACUUCUGCACUGGAUGGUGAAACUGAUUUGAAGACGCGGGUCAUACCUUCUGCUUGCAUGGGAAUUGAUGUUGAACUAUUACACAAAAUUAAGGGUGUAAUUGAGUGUCCCAGUCCAGAUAAAGACGUCAUGAGAUUUGAUGCAAACGUGCGUUUGUACCCCCCUUUUAUUGAUAAUGAUGUAUGCCCUUUAACCAUUAAAAACACAAUUCUUCAGUCAUGUUACUUGAGAAAUACUGAGUGGGCAUGUGGAGUUGCUAUCUAUACAGGAAACGAAACCAAAUUGGGCAUGAGUAGGGGUAUCCCAGAACCAAAGCUCACUGCUAUGGAUGCCAUGAUCGACAAGUUGACUGGUGCUAUAUUUAUAUUCCAAAUUGUUGUUGUAUUGGUUCUUGGCAUAGCGGGUAAUGUUUGGAAGGACACAGAAGCAAGAAAACAAUGGUAUGUUCUUUACCCUCACGAAGGCCCUUGGUAUGAGUUAUUGGUAAUCCCUUUGCGGUUCGAGCUUCUUUGUUCUAUCAUGAUACCCAUUUCAAUUAAGGUAUCUCUGGAUUUAAUGAAGAGCUUGUAUGCAAAGUUUAUUGACUGGGACCAUCAAAUGAUUGACCUAGAGACUAGCAUUCCAUCUCAUGCAACAAAUACAGCGAUAAGCGAGGACCUUGGACAAGUAGAGUACAUUUUGACAGACAAAACAGGCACCCUGACUGAAAAUAAGAUGAUAUUUAGAAGAUGUUGUAUUAGUGGCAUUUUCUAUGGAAAUGAGAGUGGAGAUGCAUUGAAAGAUGUAGAGCUUCUUAAUGCUAUUUCCAGUGGUUCUUCUGAUGCUGUACUAUUUCUUACAAUUAUGGCAAUAUGUAAUACUGUCAUACCUACACGAAGCAAAACUGGAGAUAUCUUGUAUAAGGCACAGUCUCAGGAUGAAGAUGCUCUUGUUCAAGCUGCUGCUCAGCUGCAUAUGAUUUUCUUCAAUAAAAGUGGAAACAUUCUUGAAGUCAAGUUCAACACUUCUAUACUUCAGUAUGAAGUCCUGGAGAUCUUAGAGUUCACUUCUGAUAGGAAAAGAAUGUCAGUAGUGUUGAAAGAUUGCCAAAAUGAAAAGAUCCUUCUCCUGUCAAAAGGAGCAGAUGAGGCUAUUCUUCCAUAUGCUCGUGCUGGGCAGCAAACCCGUCACUUCAUUGAUGCUGUGGAACAAUAUGCUCACUUGGGAUUACGUACACUAUGUUUGGCUUGGCGUGAGUUAAAGAAAGAUGAAUAUCAAGAUUGGUCUUUGAUGUUUAAAGAAGCCAGUAGCGCUUUGGUUGAUAGAGAGUGGAGAAUAGCUGAGGUCUGCCAAAGAGUAGAACAUGACUUGGAAAUUCUUGGUGUUACGGCGAUAGAAGACCGCUUACAGGAUGGAGUUCCUGAAACAAUAGAAACACUAAGGAAAGCUGGAAUAAAUUUUUGGAUGCUAACAGGAGACAAACAGAAUACUGCAAUACAAAUUGCACUGUCAUGUAAUUUCAUUUCCCCAGAACCGAAGGGACAGCUUCUACUAAUUGAUGGAAAAACAGAAGACGAAGUUUGCAGAAGUUUAGAAAGAGUGCUUCGUACAAUGCGGAUAACUACCUCAGAGCCCAAGGAUGUGGCUUUUGUUGUUGAUGGAUGGGCUCUUGAGAUAGCACUUAAACACUACCGCAAAGCUUUCACGGAGCUGGCAGUAUUGUCAAGGACUGCUAUAUGCUGUCGUGUGACACCGUCGCAAAAAGCACAGCUUGUACAGAUAUUAAAAUCAUGUGAUUAUAGAACAUUGGCAAUUGGCGACGGAGGAAAUGAUGUAAGGAUGAUACAACAAGCAGAUAUUGGUGUGGGCAUAAGUGGCAGAGAAGGAUUGCAGGCAGCAAGAGCAGCUGAUUACAGCAUUGGAAAGUUUAGAUUCCUAAAGAGAUUGAUUUUGGUCCAUGGCCGGUAUUCAUACAACCGUACAGCAUUUCUCUCGCAAUAUUCAUUCUAUAAGUCCUUAUUGAUAUGCUUCAUCCAAAUCUUGUUGAAAAAGGCGUUAUAUGGCCUAAAGCAAUCACCUCGAGCAUGGUUUGGAAGAUUCACUAAGGUUAUGACAUCCUUGGGGUACAAGCAAAGUCAAGGGGAUCACACCUUGUUCAUCAAACACUCGCCACAAGGGGGAGUAACAGUUUUGUUAGUAUAUGUGGAUGACAUUAUAAUGACUGGAGAUGAUUGGAAGGAGCAACAUAUCUUGAGUCAUUGUUUGGCUAAGGAGUUUGAAAUAAAAGCUCUUGGAAAGCUGAAGUACUUCUUGGGAAUCGAGGUGGCACAUUCCCGAAAAGGCAUUUUUAUAUCACAACAAAAAUACAUUGCAGAUUUACUCAAAGAGACAGGAAAAACAGCGUGUAAACCAGCGAGCGUUCCUAUGGAUCCAAAUCUUAAAUUGGGUAAUACAGAAGAUGUUGCAGUAGAUAAAGAAAUGUAUCAACGUCUAGUUGGGAGAUUAAUUUACUUGUCUCACACUAGACCUGAUAUUGCAUAUGCUGUAAGUAUGGUUAGUCAGUUCAUGCACUGUCCUAAAGAGAUCCAUUUACAAGCAGUUCAUAGAAUCAUGCAGUAUCUCAAGGGAACUCCAGGAAGAGGAAUUUUGUUCAAAAGAAAUGGAAAUACAACACUUGAGGCCUACACUGAUGCAGACUAUGCAGGAUCAAUUGUUGAUAGAAGAUCCACUACAGGGUAUUGCACCUUUCUUGGAGGAAAUCUUGUGACUUGGAGGAGUAAGAAGCAAAAUGUAGUAGCACGUUCUAGUGCUGAAGCUGAAUUUCGAGCCAUGGCACAAGGCAUUUGUGAAUUACUUUGGCUUAAAAUUAUUUUAGAAGAUUUGAAAAUCAAAUGGGAAGGACCCAUGAAGCUCUACUGUGAUAAUAAGUCAGCUAUCAGUAUAGCACAUAAUCCAGUUCAACAUGAUCGAACUAAGCAUAUUGAGGUUGAUAGACACUUCAUUAAGGAGAAGCUUGACAGUGGGCUGAUUUGCACCCCAUAUGUGUCCUCACAUGGGCAACUUGCGGAUAUUCUCACUAAAGGAUUGAGUUGCUCAAAUUUUGAACGAAUUAUAUCCAAGCUGGGAAUGGAGAAUACUUAGUCACCAGCUUGAGGGGGAGUGUUGGAAAUAGAAAAAAUACAUAGUAUGUUUUCCAUUAAAAAGAGCAUUUAAGUUUUAGGUUCAUGUAUAUUUAGAUUCAUGCAUUUAGGAAGUUGGACUAUUAUUUAUUUCUCCUUGUAAACAUAAUAUGUAAUUAAUUAUAUAGUGUAUGAAUAUUAUGGAUGCUGAGUGCUUUACUCACUCAAGCACAUUCAGAACACUCUGAUUUCUAUUUUUCACAGGCCUAAUACAAAAAAAUAAAUAUAAUAAUAGUAUACAUACAUAUACAUACACAACAAUGCCCUUGCCAGAAGUCCAGGGUAAUUGUUUAUUAUGAAAGUACACAAAAUCCCACUCGAGUGGCUCCAGAAAAGUAAACAUUAACAGCGUGUUGUUUUUCUUUCCUCUCUAUCCUUUUGUGGUUGUUGUUUGAUUACGACAAGUACAUUUCAAUUUUUUUCUAUUCUCAAACUUUUAAAAU